AGGGGGGCGGGGUCGCGACGACCUUUUGCGCAGGCGCAGUCCGCGGUCCACGCGUGGUGAAAUGCCUGGAAAGCACGUUUCUCGUGUCCGUAGCUUAUAUAGGCGGAUCUUGCAACUACACCGGGUUCUGCCCCCGGACCUUAAAUCUCUGGGUGACCAGUACGUGAAGGACGAAUUUAGGAGACAUAAGACCGUUGGUUCUGACGAGGCCCAGCGUUUCUUGCAGGAAUGGGAGGUGUAUGCAUCAGUGUUAUGGGAACAAGCUAAUGAAUACAGACAAAAUUCAACUGAAAGAGCAUAUUUUGGCACCUCCCUCCCAGAAGAAAAACUUAAUGACUUUCGUGAUGAGCAAAUUGGACAAUUACAGGAACUGAUGCGAGAAACUACUAAACCCAACAGGCAAUUUAGUAUCACGGAGUCUACAAAACCAAAAUUUUAGUAAAUACAGUAAAAUUUGACAAAAUAUAAAAUUUAGAACCUUUUAACUAUCAUUGGUUUUUUAAAGUUAUUAUUUCAUCCUUACGUAUUAUUUUGUUUUUGGUUUUUAUGAAUGCAGUAUGUGGACCAGGAUCACCAGAAGACAACUGGAAAACUUUAGGACAUUGUUGGAAUAGCAGUAUUUACUGAAUGGAAUUUGAUUUUGUGCAUUAAAUAAGGAAGCCUCCAAAAUGAAAUAUUGAGAAUUUUUUGUAUACAAGUUUGUUUUAAAUGCUGAUGUUCAAGCAUUAGAGAUUUUCUUUUGCUACAUCAGUUAAGUAUAUCAUAAUGACAAAUGUAGAAUUUCAACAAGUUUAUUAGAUUGUCAUUCUGAAAGUAUCAUUUCCACUUUAAUAAUUGCAUACAUGAUUAUUCUGCAUGUCUCCUUCUGACUCAUUGUUUAUUCACAAUGAAAUGUUAAAGAGAAGCUUUAAUAUUCAGAAUUAUCGUUUGCAUAGUAGAUUGUACAAAGUAUAAUAAUGUUUCUACAGUAUUUAUAACAAAUGACCCUUCAAAUAAUUUUUAGUUACUUUGAGAGUCUCAUUUAUUGCCUAAUGUUUGGGGAGUAUAAAAACACAAAUUUUUCUCAUAGUUAGAUUGAUUUAUAAAUUUUUAAAAGGACACAUUAAAAUCUUGCAUAUGCCAAGAUCAUUUGAUAUACAGGGGAUCAGUAGUUAUCAAAGACAAAAAGUCUACUCCCAUGCCAUGGAUUUGCUCAAAAGAAUGGUGUGGUGAUAUUAUGCAAAUUUAGCUUCUAGGCCUCAGAGCCUGGCAUAGCUCCACUGGAACUAUUGGAAACCUGUCCAACUGCCAUGUUAAGCCUGAGCUGACCCUCCAGAGUAUCAGAUUAGGUUUUGGGAAACAUUGUAAACUACAUUACCCAAAGCAAUCCUGGAUCAGCUGGCUUUCAGCCAACAGCAAACACAUGAGUGAACCCAGAUAAACUUAGGUUUAUAAGGAAUUUUAAAGGACAUUGGAAAUUUUCUAAUAUUGAUAAUUGAGAAUAUGUAGAAAUUUUACAAAAUGCUAGAUUUCUUUUUUAGUAAGGUGGCAGACUACGUUCAUCUGAGCAGUGCUAAAACUAAAAACUUUCAGGUAAAAUAGAAAAAAGCAUUUUUAGAUGCAUCUGGGAGUUGGCAGUGUUCUAAAAGAUUAAGUAAUCCCAAGGCUAGUAUUACUAAAUGAAACUGCUGCAACCCUUUUGCCCUGAGGUUGAAUUUCAGAUUUGGUUUUGAUUGUCCUUAGGAAAACUGUGGGCAAAAAAACAGAACUUAGAGUCCAGUUGAAGUAGAUUCAUAAAAUACAUUUUUCCCACAAAGCCAGGACCCUAAGGAAUACCAUCAGAGAACGCCAAAAGCAAACCUGCUCUAGUACUUGUGCAGAGUUUCAGAGCAUCCCAAAUCAAGUCAUCUGUGUACUCAAACAACAAGUUAUGAAUCCAUAUAAAAUGGUCCCAGAAUAAGUACCUGAAAGAUUUAAACAAAUUUUUGGAGGAUACUGAGAUCACAGUUUCCUCAAGUUUAAAUAAACUCCACAAGGAAAAUUAGCACAGCAACUAAGGCAAUAGAGAUAGGCCACCAGAAAACUCAGAAAUUAGAACAUGUUUUAUAAUUGUUACGGUUUAAAUAUUAGGUGUCCCUCAAAAGCUCUGUGAAAUGAUGCAAAAAAGCUUAGAGGUAAAAUGAUUGGGUUGUGAGAAUCUUAACCUAAUCUGUGCAUUAAUCCCCUGAUAAGGAUUAACUGGAUGGUAACUGUAAACAGGUACGGUGUGGCUCAAGGAGGUGAGUCCCUAGGGGCGUAUCUUUGAGUACAUAUUUUGUCUGUGGUGAGGAGAGUCUCUGUCUGCUUCCUGGUGAUGUUCCCAGCUGCAUUCCUCUACCAUACCCUUCUUUCAUGAUGUUCUGCCUCACCUUACACCCCAAAGAAUGGAGUCAGCUGUUAAUGGACUAGGACUUCUGAAACCCUGAGCCCCCAAAUAAACUUUCUUCCUCUAA
Molecule: messenger RNA, 2471 nt
Organism: Marmota monax (woodchuck)
Lineage: Eukaryota; Metazoa; Chordata; Mammalia; Rodentia; Sciuridae
Gene: Sdhaf3
Product: succinate dehydrogenase complex assembly factor 3
Exons: 2
Coding region: 62-439 (125 amino acids)
Biological process (GO): succinate metabolic process; mitochondrial respiratory chain complex II assembly
Cellular component (GO): mitochondrial intermembrane space; mitochondrion
Source: RefSeq, a predicted model, not a curated record